CCGCGUUGACAGACGUCUUUACGGUGCUGACCAGUAUUUGUGUAGCGCGCCCUCUUUUGGAGGAAAUCGAUGUUAGUACUUUCGCUCGUACAAUACUCUGACGAAUUCACGCUCUUAUUGGUGCGCGUCAUCAAGGUCAUGACUCUGCAAGGUUUACCUGACAUAGUGGUGAGACGAAGACUUCCUCUGUAACCAUGGCCAUCACGGACUCCCAACCUACUGAUAAAUCGUUCUUAGAGAAGCUGAGCCACAUCGCCUGCCAGUUUAUUGUCCCAGUCUUGAUGCCAGCAUCAACUGCGGUUGUCGGUUACCUGGUCCAGCGGCGCAUCAAUAAGGAGAAACAACAAGCAGAGAUGGAACUCAAGACAAAGAAACGGGACGUCUACGAAGGAAACGUGGGCAUUACGACCAUCAAACGGCGUCAACUUCUGGAAGAGGCCAUCCUGAAAGAGGAAGAAGAAUCGACAGAGAAGAUCCUGAAAGAUCUUGAGGAACUCCGCCCGUUACUGAAACAGCGGCAAGACAUCUUCUGCAGCCACUUGCAAUACCGCGGGGACCGCUUGAAGAUCGAGGAGGAACUCAAGCACACGGCUUACGCCAAGCCGUACGACAAAGAGCUAGGCUUGUACAUGGGUAUGAAGGACAUUUUGCAGAACGACAAGAGCUGCGGUCCGAAGACCAACGGCUGCCUGAUGUGGUUGUACUUUCAGUUCUGGGAGACCCAGGCCAAGCUUCUUCAAAACAAGCGAGUGGCUGCUAGGAUGAAGUCAUUCGAUGAAUCAUUCACUGAGUGAACUGCAGCUCAUUUGAACAUUGUGUGAUGAAGUUUUGCCUUCUACCGGCCUAAUUUACUCGGUUUUAUUCAAAGCAAAAUCCUCCAUACAUAUUCAUCACGCAUUGUUUUUCUAAUGAUUUCAAACCGAGCAUAGCUAGAUUAGUAAUUAUGCGGCGUGCUCUUUCUAGUACAUUUUUAAAAAUUCUGAAAUAAAACAAGUCUCAAUUAUGUGUAUUGGGGUUGUGAAUGGUGGUGGUUUUUUUGUCUUUCAACUUUGUUUAUAUUAUCAUGUAAUUUUAAGGUAUGUUUCAGUGUUUUUAACACACAGGAUGUAGAAUUUAUUUUUGUAUUCAUGAUGGUUAAUAAAUAAAUUGAAUUGAAAAUGAAAUUGAAUUGAAUUGGCAACUGUAGCAUUGUAAGAAGUUACAUGUAGCUUUUUAUUGGUAAUAAUUUUGUUUAAGUUUAUUUCAGUUGACAUAAGAGAAAUUAAAUGUUGAUAAUUUAGUAAAGAAUUGUUAAAUUGGGCUUUAAUUUUGUAAGGCGACGAAUUAAAUUAACACAUUAGGCCUGGACUUCAUUGUAUUACAUUGUGUUACAUUGUAAUACAUUGCAUUACAUUGUAUUACAUUGUAUAACAUUGUGUUACAUUGUGUUACAUUGCAUUACAUUGUGUUACAUUAUAUUACAUUGUAUUACAUU
Messenger RNA from Patiria miniata (bat star), 1474 nucleotides. RefSeq names its product coiled-coil domain-containing protein 127-like. Bases 195 to 794 code for a protein of 199 amino acids. The transcript has 3 exons. Lineage: Eukaryota; Metazoa; Echinodermata; Asteroidea; Valvatida; Asterinidae. The record is from RefSeq and is a predicted model, not a curated record.